CUCCAUCGGCCCAUAGGGCCUAGACCCCAUCAUCAACCUCUCUCGGUGUCUCCUCUCCCUCCCUCCAUAGUCCACCCCGCGCCUCGUUCACUCCGCCGCCGUCCCCUCCCCAUUCCUCCGCCACCGCCAGCCCACCUGCAUUCCACCAACGCCCAACCCCUCCCCGCCCUCCUCUAUAAAUAAACACGCGCACGCAUACACGCCACUACCACCGCCGCCGCCGCCCUCCCCAGCCCCCAGAUCUCCACCCCUCCCAUCUGCAAUGGCGGCCGCUUCGUCGCUCCACGUCGCCGCCCCGGCCGCCACCCCGCGGGUGGGAUCUGCCGGCCCCAAAUCCGCGUCAGCGGCGAGGAGCGUGCGCGUGGCCAGAUCGGGCGCGGCGGUGCGCCCUGGAGGCAGGCUGGUGGCUUGCGCCGCCGUUGCAACCAAGGCUGAUGCGCCGGCGAGCGAGGCGGCGUCCAAGUCUGAAGGUCAUGAGGUAUUGCUGUUUGAGGCUCUUCGUGAGGGUUUGAUGGAAGAGAUGCAAGCGGAUCCAACGGUGUGUGUCUUUGGUGAAGAUGUCGGUCACUAUGGGGGUUCUUACAAGGUGACCAAGGGUUUGGCUGAUAUGUUUGGAGACCUUCGUGUUCUUGACACACCAAUUGCUGAGAACUCGUUCACCGGCAUGGGAGUUGGAGCAGGAAUGAAGGGGCUGAGGCCUGUUGUUGAAGGCAUGAACAUGGGCUUCCUUCUCCUUGCUUACAACCAAAUCUCAAACAACUGCGGUAUGCUUCAUUACACCUCUGGCGGCCAGUUCAAGAUACCACUUGUGAUCCGAGGUCCUGGUGGUGUUGGUCGUCAGCUUGGUGCAGAGCAUUCGCAGCGCCUGGAGUCAUACUUCCAGUCAAUCCCUGGUCUCCAGAUGGUUGCUUGCUCCACUCCUUACAAUGCCAAGGGUUUAAUGAAGGCUGCCAUAAGGAGCGAGAACCCUGUCGUGCUAUUUGAGCACGUCCUUCUGUACAACCUGAAGGAGAAAAUUCCGGAUGAGGAGUACACUCUAUGCCUGGAGGAGGCUGAGAUGGUACGGCCUGGUGAGCAUGUGACCAUCCUCACAUACUCGCGUAUGAGGUACCAUGUGAUGCAGGCUGCAAAGACGCUGGUGAACAAAGGGUACGAUCCUGAGGUGAUUGACAUUAGGUCGUUGAAGCCAUUCGAUCUGCACACAAUAGGCAACUCCAUCAAGAAGACCCACCGCGUGCUGAUUGUGGAGGAGUGCAUGCGCACUGGCGGGAUUGGCGCCAGUCUGAGAUCGGCCAUCAUCGACAACUUCUGGGACUACCUUGACGCCCCCAUCAUGUGCCUGUCAUCUCAGGACGUGCCGACACCCUACGCCGCAACUUUGGAGGAUGCGACCGUCGUGCAGCCUGCCCAGAUUGUUGCGGCCGUUGAGCAAAUAUGCCAAUAGGGCGUCGUCUGUUUCAGCAUCGUUAAUUUGUAUCUGCCCUGGCUUGGAAGAACCUUUAAUUUGUCAUUUUUGCCUUGUAGCGAGGUGUUCAUUGUGGUAUAGGCUUGUAUCCAUUUUUUAUUCCUGCUUGAGUUAACACUUGAGCUACAUAACUGUACUGUAUUAUGCUGAAUGCUACUAGGGUCUGAACUCGGGUUUAUUGGAAGAAAUCUUUGAAUAUCCUGGGCAAGGUA
Molecule: messenger RNA, 1677 nt
Organism: Aegilops tauschii subsp. strangulata
Lineage: Eukaryota; Viridiplantae; Streptophyta; Magnoliopsida; Poales; Poaceae
Product: pyruvate dehydrogenase E1 component subunit beta-3, chloroplastic
Source: RefSeq, a predicted model, not a curated record